Plasmodium relictum is the source of this 1632-nucleotide messenger RNA. RefSeq names its product conserved Plasmodium protein, unknown function. The transcript is spliced from 2 exons. The coding region runs from base 1 to 1632 and encodes 543 amino acids. NCBI's taxonomy places the organism in Eukaryota, Apicomplexa, Aconoidasida, Haemosporida, Plasmodiidae. The record is from RefSeq and is a predicted model, not a curated record.
AUGAAUAGAUAUAAAGAUUUGCUAACAACAAAAUUUGAAUAUAAGUAUUUAAUUUACACUUUAUCUUUUGUAUCCAUAAAUAUAGGAAUAUGCAAUGAAUAUAUAAAAAGAAAAAAAUUAAAUUAUAAAAAUGAAGAACAGAAAAUAUAUUUUAAUUUAACAGAAAAAAAUUUUGAAAUCAUAGAUAAAAAAAAAUACUCUAGUACAAUUGAAAAAAUAUGCAAAAAUUUUAAUUUUCCAGUUGAAAAAAUAUCAGAAGCGUCAAAUAUUUAUUUUCCAUUGGAUUAUCAUCUACAAUAUCUGAAUGAUAUUUUUGAAAAAAAAAAAAAUAUUUUAAAAAACAUUAUAGAAAAAGAAAGUAAAAAUACUGUAAUAGAUAAAUUAAUAGAAGAAAUUAUAAAUUAUUUUGAAUUACACAUUAAAAAAAAUGAAAACAGUAGUUCAAUUUUUUUAAAAAAUAUUGAUUUUAGUCAUUUAAAAGAAUUUAUUAUAGAAAGAAAAAAAAUUAAUUUAAAAUCAUCUGAUUUAUUAGUGCGUUUUAUUGAUGAAUUAUAUGCAUAUAUAUAUUUAUAUUUACUGGUAAAUUACAAAAGAAAUAAUUUUUUUGAUUUUAUAAAAAUUAAAAGAUCAUAUAGGCAUUGUAGUGAAAAUUCAGGAAAAGACAUAGGUUUAGAAUUAAAUAAUUAUUUAGGCAUAAAUAAUAAUGAUAAUGAUUUACUUGUAGAAAAAGAAAAAGAAGAAAAUAAAAAAGAUAAUUUUUUAAAUAGUACAAAGUAUGUUUUAAAUAUUUCUACGAUUAAUGAAAUAAAUAAAAGCUUACGUGAAUAUGGAGUUGUUGUGUUAAAAAAUUUUAUACCUAAAGAAAAUAUAGAUAAAAUAAAAAAAGAUCUAUUUCUAGAAAAAAAUAAUAUGAACAUAUCUUCAUUUUUAAUGAAUAAGGAUCAAAAUGUUUAUUGUAUAAGACCAACAAGAGGAAGGCAAUAUUGCAUAAUUAGAAAUAGUAAAAUUAGUGAUUUAUUUGAAAAUAUUCAACAAUACUGGAUGAAUAUAAUUUAUUCCUAUUUGCCUAUAGGGUCUUAUGAAAAUACAUUCAAUUUUUUUGACAAAAAUGUAAUUUUUAAAUUAGAUGAAUUUAAUAAUUUAAAUUUAAAAAAUGAGCACAACGACAAGAUAUAUUUAUCAGAACUACAGUUAAUUAAUAAUGAACCAUUAAGUGAAGUUCAAACCUAUCACGUAGAUAAUGGGAUGAAUGGUUUAUCAGUAAUUUUACCCUUAAAUAAAAUAAAUGAAGAAUCAGGGAACUUUGAAUUUUUCAUUGGAACUCAUUUAUUUUCAUCAAAAAAGAAAAAAUUAAAACAGAAAAUUUACAAUUUCAAAAAAUUCAUAGAAAUAUAUUAUAAAACAGGAUCAUCAUUCAUACCUGAAGUUCAAGAACAAGAUUUAAUAAUUUAUGAUUCAAAAAUAUUACACAGAGGAUUAUCAAAUAAUUUAUGGACAAAAAAUUCUUCUUUAAUUUAUCGUUAUGAUUAUAAAAAAUAUCCGCCACCUGGUCAAGAUUUUAUUGACAUAUUUUCUUAUAAUUUUAUUGGAAAAUGUAUUUCUUUUUUUAAUUUUUUAAAUAAAUAUAUAUAA